This is a messenger RNA of Suillus plorans, 1404 nucleotides long. RefSeq names its product citrate synthase-like protein. Bases 1 to 1404 code for a protein of 467 amino acids. Gene Ontology annotation, cellular component: mitochondrial matrix. NCBI's taxonomy places the organism in Eukaryota, Fungi, Basidiomycota, Agaricomycetes, Boletales, Suillaceae. The record is from RefSeq and is a predicted model, not a curated record. The transcript has 7 exons. Gene Ontology annotation, biological process: citrate metabolic process; tricarboxylic acid cycle; carbohydrate metabolic process.
AUGGUCGCUGCUCUCCGUAAUGUCUUCAAUGUCUCACGCUCUCCACUACUUGCACGUACCUCAAUUCGAUUCUCUUCAACAACAGCUUCAAGACACCUUACUCUAAAAGAACGUCUUGCCGAGCUCAUCCCUACAGAAAUAGAAAAGGUAAAAGCAAUACGAGCAGAGCAUGGUAAAAAGGCUUUCGGUCCCGUAACAGUCGACCAACUCUAUGGUGGUAUGCGUGGUCUCCCAGCCCUCAUCUGGGAUGGCUCCGUACUCGACCCAGAGGAUGGUAUCCGUUUCCGUGGAAAGUCCAUCGACGAGUGCAAGAGCCUUCUACCUGCAGCACCAGGUGGCUCGGAACCCCUUCCAGAAGGUCUCUUCUGGCUUCUCCUCACUGGCGAAAUUCCAUCCAAGGAACAGGUUGCAGAGCUUAGCCGUGACUGGGCUGCUCGCGCCGAGAUACCUGAUUUCGUAAAGGAGAUUAUCGACCGCUGCCCUCCCACCCUCCAUCCCAUGAGCCAGUUCUCCAUGGCAGUCACCGCACUCAACCAUGACUCUGCCUUUGCCAAGGCAUACCAAGACGGUGUCUCUAAGAAGGAAUACUGGGGUUACACAUUUGAGGACUCCAUGGAUCUCAUUGCCAAACUCCCCAACAUUGCAGGUCGCAUAUACCGCAACGUAUUUGGUGAUGGAAAACUCCCUGCCAUCGACAGCAGCAAAGACUACUCCGCUAACCUCGCAACCCUUCUCGGCUUUGGUGAUAACGACGCUUUCGUCGAGCUCCUUCGCCUCUACAUCACCAUCCACACCGACCACGAAGGCGGCAACGUUUCCGCUCACACCGGUAAACUCGUCGGCUCCGCCCUCUCCGACCCCUUCCUCGCAUUCGGCGCCUCCCUCAACGGUCUCGCAGGCCCCCUCCACGGCCUUGCCAACCAAGAAGUCCUCCUCUGGCUCCGCAAAAUGCAAUCUCAAAUCGGUGAAAAUGCCACAGACGACGCCGUCAAAUCCUAUGUCUGGUCCACCCUCAAGGGUGGCCAAGUCGUCCCCGGUUACGGUCAUGCCGUCCUCCGCAAGACUGAUCCCCGCUACACCGCCCAGCGCGAGUUCGCCCUCAAGAACCUUCCCAAUGACCCUCUCUUCAAACUCGUUGGUCAGAUUUACGAUAUCGUCCCUAGUAUUUUGUUGGAGGCGGGUAAGGCAAAGAACCCGUGGCCGAAUGUGGACGCCCAUUCCGGUGUGCUGCUGACCCAUUAUGGGCUCCACCAAAUGCAGUUCUAUACCGUGUUGUUUGGUGUUUCCCGUGCGUUUGGGGUGGCUGCUCAGUUGAUCUGGGAUCGUGCCCUUGGUGCUCCUUUGGAACGUCCGAAAUCGUACUCGAGUGAAGCUAUCCAGAAAAUGUUCAAGGACAAGCCCUGA